Fraxinus pennsylvanica is the source of this 1119-nucleotide messenger RNA. Lineage: Eukaryota; Viridiplantae; Streptophyta; Magnoliopsida; Lamiales; Oleaceae. The record is from the annotation of a GenBank genome assembly.
AUGUCGCCUGAAGAGAAAAACAUCAAGCCCACAAUCCCACUAAAACUUCUGGUGGACAAGAAGAAAACCCGAGUCCUCGCGGCGGAAGCCACUAGUGAUUUCGUCAAUGUUUUGCUCAGUUUCCUCACACUUCCACUGGGAACUGUUGUUCGUGUCACGAAAAACCAUCCCGGUUCCAUUGGCUGCAUGAACAACUUGUACCAAAGCAUUGAACAGCUUAGUGCGGACAAUUUCUGCACAAAGGCUUGUCAAUCAAUACUGUUAAGCCCAAGAAACCCCAUUGCUCUUGUUUGCAAGAAUCUUAAACUUAAUAUUGAUGAUACAAGCAAUGGGAAAUGUUUUUAUUGUAGUAAUAAGUAUUAUUGCAGUGGGAGGAAGAGUCAUUAUCCUAACACGAAGUGUACUUGUGGAGGCAUAGCCGACAGAGAGAUGUCUGAAGGGUCUCAACCCUCGGAUCCAGAAUGUUUUGUUAAAAGAAGGACCAUGUGUGUGAUUACAGAUGAUCUGCAGGUGCUACCUGGAAAUCCGAUUUCUCUGGUGAAGGUGCUAUGUAAUUUGGGUUUCAGCGAUGUUGAUCAGGUUGAGGAGUUGUCUGUUGAUGUUGGAUUAGACGAGCUUUUGGACUUGAACUCUGGAGUAGUAUGCGUUGAUAACUUGUACAGAACAGUAGAGAGUUUGGAUUUGGAGUGGCUUGCUAUUUCCAAGAAUGAAAUAAUAAAUGCUGGAGUUCUGAAACAAUACAAGUGCAAAAAUCAUCCUUUGCAAUUUCCUGAUGCUAAAACAAUAUCGAACCUUCUUGACCCAAGGAGCCCAACUGGUUGCGAUGAUUGCUUUGGUAGAUUUAUGGAGGGACCACACUUGUUUGUAGUGUCAGACAACUUGAUAGUGACACCAUUAUCUUCUCCAUCGAGUAUUAGCUUCCUAAAAGAACUUAAUGUACCUCUCAAUGAUAUUGAAGAGAAGGAAGAAACUAUACGCGAAACUGAGGCUCUUGCUUUGUUGAAGGCUUCUUUAACUUCAUCAGCUUUAAAUAAUUGCUUUAAGUCAAGUGGAAAUCAGAAGUUCAACAAAAGAAAUAAAAUAUCCAAGAUUCAGAAUUUACCAAGAGGAGGCACCUGA